Messenger RNA from Staurois parvus, 906 nucleotides. NCBI's taxonomy places the organism in Eukaryota, Metazoa, Chordata, Amphibia, Anura, Ranidae. The record is from the annotation of a GenBank genome assembly.
AUGGUGUCUCUAGAGGUGAAGGAAGAUGAUGGCAAAGGCAAUUUCAGUCCUGUACCCAAAGAUCGAGAUAAACUGUUCUUCAAACUCAGACAGGGAACUGAGAAGAAAGUGGUCAUCACAAUCCAGCAGAUGUCAAACAAGGAGCUGGUGGCGGAGAGGUGUUUUGGGAUGCUUCUCAGUCCUGGCAGAAAUGUUAAGAACAGUGACAUGCAUCUUCUUGAUAUGGAGUCCAUGGGGAAGAGCAGCGAUGGUAAAGCAUAUGUGAUCACAGGCAUGUGGAACCCAAACGUCCCUGCAUUUCAAGCACUCAAUGAGGAAACUUCGAAAGAUAAACGAGUGUACAUGACAGUUGCUGUAGACAUGGUGGUAACGGAGGUGGUAGAGCCUGUCCGGUUUCUGCUGGAGACUGUGGUCCGGGUGUACCCCACAAACGAGCGAUUCUGGUAUUUCAGCCGCAAAACCUUCACAGAGACCUUCUAUUUAAAGCUGAAACAGGUACGUGGAUCUGGGAGUAAAGGGGCUGGCGAUGCAAUCUAUGAAGUUUUGAGCUUGCAGCGGCAGUCAGAAAUCGCUGAGGCUCCUACCAGCCCAACAAGCACAAGUGGAGUUAUGUCUCCACAGGAAGAGGAGGACCCAGAAGAAGAAAGUGACAGUGAACUCUGGAGUGGCUCCGGUGACGUUUCCAAAGAAUGUCCAGAGAAGAUAUUGGGAUGUUGGGGUCAGCUGCUUCUCAAAUGGCACAGCAAUCUGAGCGUCAGGCCAAAGGGACUGUCAUCACUCGUGAAGCGUGGGGGAGUACCCGAGGCGUUAAGAGCAGAGGUUUGGCAACUGCUUUCUGGCUGUCACGAGGACCAAGAAAUGUUGGACAAGUACAAGAACCUCAUCAUAAAAGUAGGAGUUCUUUAA